AUGGUGCUCACAAACUGCGAGGAAAACGACGCUGGGAAGUACGUUGUGGAGCUACAGAAUUUGAGGAAUACAGACAGAGGCUUAGUUGGGGGGAAGAACGCCAGCCUGGGUGAGCUGCUGAGUCUCGGGCUCUUGGUCCCGCGAGGCUUCGCUGUGACGGUCGCCGCGUACGAGUCCUUUAUCGAAUUCAAUAAGCUGGACACGAAAAUUCAGUCCAUUCUUCAAGGUCUGAACUUAGAGUCGCCCAGCUCGCUGGAGGAAGCCUCAAAGGCAAUAAUGGCGUUGUUGGAGGAUGCUGCAUACCCACCGCCCGUAGAGCAGAUGAUUCGAAGUGCGUACCGCAACUUGGUGAAAACCCUUGGGGCGCAAGAGCCACUGGUUGCAGUUCGCAGCAGCGCAACUGCGGAGGACUCUGCAGAGGCAAGUUUUGCUGGCCAGCAAGAGACGUAUCUGUGCGUGCACGGCAUCGAUGCGAUCCUCCAGUAUAUCAAGAAAUGCUACGGCUCGUUGUUCUCGCCUCGCGCCAUUGCAUAUCGGGAGGAGAAAGGCUACCCGCACCUGGAUAUGCGCCUGAGUGUGGGUGUGAUGCAAAUGGUUCAGAGCCGUGUCUCGGGGGUUUGUUUCACCCUGGAUCCGGUUACCGGCAAGCGUGAUCUGAUCGUUAUUGAGUGCUGCUGGGGACUCGGCGAGAUGGUCGUUCAGGGCAGGGUUCGACCGGAUCGUUUCGUGGUCGAAAAGGCAAGCGGGCGUGUGCUCGAGCGCCACACUGCCUCAAAGCCGCUGAUGAUGGUGCGAGCCGCAGUCGCUGACGGCGUCCAGGGCAUCGACGCAGCAUCCGCUGACACGCUGACCCGUGAGGUACCCGUACCAGCGGACCUGGUGGAGGCUCCGUGUCUCACCGAUGCACAGAUACAGGAGCUCCUACGAACUGCACUCACCAUAGAAAAGCAUUACGGAAUACCAAUGGACAUUGAAUGGGCCAUAGAUGAGGAAAAGAACCAGCUCUAUGUGCUUCAAGCGCGUCCCGAAACAGUCUGGUCAGACAGGAAAGCAGCCUCGCGUCGCGAGGUUUUGGUACGUGGCCUCGGAGCAUCGCCAGGGCGCGCACACGGGAAAGUGCGAGUCCUUCUUGAUGUCCAGAACAUAUCGGAGUUCCAACCAGGUGAAGUGCUUGUCACAUCAAUGACAACGCCGGACUGGGUGCCAGCGAUGAGAAAGGCGGCGGCCAUCGUCACCGACAGUGGCGGAAUGACUGCGCAUGCCGCGAUUGUCUCGCGUGAACUUGGCUUACCAUGUGUGGUUGGCACCGGCAAAGCAACCGAGAUUCUUCGAAGCGGCCAGAUCGUGACGGUGGACGGAACGCUGGGUGUCAUACUGCGCGGAGUACACAAAGCCGAGGAGGACACACCGCCCAAGGCAGGGAUAUCCGCUGACGCAGUCGCGUCGAUGGUAUUGCCGAUCACGGCUACUCGCGUCUACAUGAACCUCGGUGAACCAGAGAAAAUGCAGGAUCUACGUCACCUGCCAUUUGACGGCAUUGGGCUCAUGCGGGUCGAGUUCAUCCUUGCCAGCUGGGUUGGACACCAUCCCAUGUACAUUAUCGAGAACAAGGAGGAAGAAAUGCUCGUGGAGAAGCUCGCGGAAGGUAUUUCCAUGGUCGCACAAGCUGCCUAUCCGAGGCCAGUCAUUGUCCGAUUUAGUGAUUUCAAGACCAACGAAUACCGCUCCCUGAAAGGCGGCGAACGGUACGAGAUCCUUGAAUCUAAUCCGAUGCUCGGCUGGCGGGGCGUCUCGCGCUAUGUCAGCGCUGAGUACGAGGCCGGGUUUCGCCUCGAAUGCCGAGCGAUGAAGCAGGUUCGGGAUGAGCAGGGUUUGAAAAAUGUCUGGGCCAUGUUACCAUUUGCACGAACGACCUGGGAGGUGCAGCGUGCGCUUGACUUGAUGCGCUCUGAAGGACUGCAGCGCGCUUCCGACUUCAAAGUUCUGCUCAUGGCGGAGGUUCCCAGCGUUGUUCUGCUCGCGCGCGAUUUUGCUCAGCUCUGUGAUGGAUUUAGUAUCGGUAGCAACGACCUAACGCAGCUGUUGCUGGGCGCGGAUCGAGAUUCCCCGAAGCUUGCCACUUUGGGAUACUUUGAUGAGCGCGAUCCGGCAGUCAAGGCCGCGAUGCGCAUCCUCAUCGAGGAAGCCCACCGUGCCAAUAUCACUGUGAGUAUCUGCGGGCAGGCUCCUUCAGUAUAUCCGGAUUUAACCGAGUUUUUAGUUCGCUGUGGCAUUGACAGCGUGAGUGUCAACCCUGAUGCUGUGAUCAGUACGCGGAAACAGAUCGCAAGCGUUGAGCAGAAGAUACUCCUCGAGAAUGCACGCAGAGCACUGCUGGAGCAGCACAGCACGGGGCGCUAG
Cyanidioschyzon merolae strain 10D is the source of this 2400-nucleotide messenger RNA. Its product is annotated as phosphoenolpyruvate synthase. The record is from RefSeq and is a predicted model, not a curated record. Lineage: Eukaryota; Rhodophyta; Bangiophyceae; Cyanidiales; Cyanidiaceae. Bases 1 to 2400 code for a protein of 799 amino acids. The transcript has a single exon. Gene Ontology annotation, molecular function: pyruvate, water dikinase activity; ATP binding. Gene Ontology annotation, biological process: phosphorylation; pyruvate metabolic process.